Messenger RNA from Heterobilharzia americana, 318 nucleotides. Lineage: Eukaryota; Metazoa; Platyhelminthes; Trematoda; Strigeidida; Schistosomatidae. The record is from the annotation of a GenBank genome assembly.
AUGAUGGAACACAAAUUAAAUGAUUUUGUAGACUGGAACAUGAAACCGGUUAAGUUUACGAUAUUGAUUGCACCUUUCCUCAGUCGCUGUUCCCUACAUAAAACUAUCUACGCUUAUAAGUCAACGUUGACAAGUCUAAUUGUUUAUGGGGAAGUGGACUCUGUAAUUCCACGAGAAAUGACUGAAGAAACACUGGAUAUAUUCCUGUCUAAACCACAAGUAUUUCUGCAUAACGGUGGUCAUUACAUUCCUACACAUACGACUGCGAAACAAGUUUAUACUGAUAUGAUUUCAAGAUUUAUCGACAUAAAACAGUGA